UUCGUGGUGCCUUUUCCAUGUGUGUUGUUCGUCUGAAAAUAAAUAGAUGUAUUGACGUUAAAUACUGUACUUAUAAAAAUGCUGUUUGCUAAAGAUGCACCAUGGCGGCGCCUCGAAGGCAUGUCCUUUGGAAUAUACUCCACAGAUGAAAUCAGGAAGCUUAGUGUAAAGACAAUCACUAAUCCCCGUUUUCUGGAUAAUGUAGGGAACCCAGCGACCAAUGGUUUGUAUGACUUGGCAUUGGGCCCUGCCGACUCUAAGGAAGUCUGCACCACCUGCAUGCAAGACUUCAACAAAUGUCCCGGCCACCUGGGUCAUAUAGAACUGCCUUUGCCUGUGUACAACCCAAUGUUCUUCGAUAAACUGUACCUGCUGGUCCGAGGCUCCUGCCUGAGCUGUCACAUGCUGACGUGUUCUCGUGCUGCUGUCCACCUGCUCCUCAACCAGCUGAGGGUGCUAGAGGCAGGCGCCCUUAAUGCAGUGUACGACCUGGAGGCUGAGCUGAACAGGUACCUGGAGGGCAAUGUGUCGGCCAGCGGUGUGGAGAUACAGGAGGUGUUGGAGGACUAUACUAAGAAAAUCCUGAGGACUGCCAUAGGCUACAGUUCCCCGGUAAAGAACGUUUGUGAAAUUAAGAACAACCUUAUCAGCAAUUUCUGGAAACUUCACGUGAAAUCUAGAAAAUGUCCAAACUGCAAAACUGGUCGAUCAGUUGUCCGGAAGGAGCACAACAGCAAGCUUAUAGUGACCUUGCCCUCAUCUGUGCAUAAAGCAAGCAAGACAGGUGAAGCAAAUCAGAAAGAAACUGAAGUAAUUAAUGAAGCCCAACUGGGGAAGCGUGGAUAUCUGACGCCCAGCACCACCAAAGAACAUGUCCUGCGACUUUGGGAAAAUGAAGGGUUUUUCCUGAAGUACCUGUUUUCAGGUUUGGAGGUCUAUGAGAACUCCAAGAGCUGUUUCAACCCAGAUGUGUUCUUUCUGGAAAAUCUGGUUGUCCCUCCGUCCAGGUAUCGCCCCAUCAACCGUCUGGGGGAUCAGAUGUUCACAAACGGGCAGACGGUGAACCUGCAGGCAGUGAUGAAGGACAACACGGUGAUCCGGAAGCUGCUGGCCCUGAUGGCACAGGAGAAGGAGAAGGCACUUGAGCACCCAGAGACUGAGACAGCAGAGGCGCUGGAGGUGGAAUCCAAUCAAACUGAUAGGGCCUUCCUAAGCAGUAUCCCAGGACAGACGCUCACAGAUAAGCUGUACAAUGUCUGGAUCCAUCUGCAGAGCCAUGUCAACAUUGUGUUUGACAGUGAUAUGGACAAGCUCAUGGGUGAUAAAUUCCCAGGAAUUCGGCAGAUGCUGGAGAAGAAAGAGGGUCUCUUCCGGAAACACAUGAUGGGGAAGCGUGUGGACUACGCAGCUCGUUCUGUCAUUUGUCCAGACAUGUACAUUGGCACAAAUGAAAUUGGAAUACCCAUGGUGUUUGCUACCAAACUGACGUACCCACAGCCGGUCACGCCCUGGAACGUGAAGGAGCUGCGGCAGGCGGUCAUCAACGGGCCCGACGUGCACCCUGGCGCCUCCAUGGUGAUCAGUGAGGACGGCUCCCGCACGGUCCUCAGCUCCACCAACCGCACGCAGAGAGAGGCCAUCGCCAAGCAGCUGCUCACGCCCUGCACCGGCCCGCAGAGGAUGUCUAUGAAAAUUGUCAACCGGCACAUUAAGAACGGUGAUGUCCUGCUGCUAAACCGACAGCCCACACUGCACAGGCCCUCCAUCCAGGCUCACUGUGCCCGCAUCCUGCCUGGAGAGAAGGUUCUGCGGUUGCAUUAUGCCAACUGCAAAGCCUAUAACGCUGACUUUGACGGCGAUGAGAUGAACGCACACUUCCCCCAGAGUGAGCUGGGCAGGGCUGAGGCCUAUAAUCUUGUCAGCACUGACCAACAGUAUCUGGUUCCCAAGGACGGGAAGCCCUUGGCAGGACUGAUUCAGGAUCACAUGGUGUCGGGCACCAGCAUGACAAUACGCGGCUGCUUCUUCACACGAGACCAGUACAUGGAGCUGGUUUACCGAGGCCUGACGGACAAGAGGGGCAGGGUCCGCGUGCUGCCCCCCGCAGUGCUGAAGCCAUGUGCCCUGUGGACAGGGAAACAGGUUGUUUCUACCUUGCUGAUCAACGUAAUUCCAGAAAAACACCUACCCUUGAACCUCAUAGGGAAAGCCAAGAUUCCCAGUAAGGCCUGGAUCAAAGAGCCACCACGACCUGUCCCAGGCUACAACCCAGACUCCAUGUGUGAGUCCCAGGUCAUAAUCCAGGAUGGAGAGCUGCUCUGUGGAGUUCUGGACAAGGCCCACUAUGGCAGCUCGGCCUACGGGCUGGUUCACUGUUGCUACGAGCUGUACGGAGGGGAGACCAGUGGCAAACUGCUGAGCUGCCUGGCCCGGCUCUUCACAGCCCACCUCCAGUUGUACAGGGGCUUCACCAUGGGUGUGGAAGAUAUAUUGGUAAAGCCUGGAGCUAAUAAAAAGAGAAAGAAGAUCAUUGUAGAGUCUACCGAAUGUGGGGCAAAGGCUGUGCGAGCUGCUUUCAACCUCCCCGAGACUGUUCCGGAAAGUGAGGCCAGGGACAAGUGGCAUGAUGCCCACCUCAGCCCCGACCAGCGAGACUUCAACAUGGUGGACCUCAAGUUCAAGGAGCAGGCCAACCUUGUCAGCAAUGGCAUCAAUAAGGUGUGCAUGCCCCUGGGUCUUCACAGACGUUUCCCAGAGAACAACCUUCAGCUGAUGGUGCAGUCUGGGGCCAAGGGCUCCACUGUCAACACUAUGCAGAUUUCCUGCUUGCUGGGACAGAUUGAGCUGGAAGGACGCCGCCCCCCACUGAUGCCAUCUGGGAAAUCUCUGCCCUGUUUUCAGCCUUACGACGUGUCCCCUCGAGCAGGGGGCUUUGUGUCCGGCAGAUUUCUCACUGGGAUUAAACCCCCUGAGUUCUUCUUCCAUUGUAUGGCUGGUCGUGAAGGUCUGGUAGACACAGCUGUAAAAACCAGUCGGUCUGGUUACCUUCAGAGGUGCAUCAUCAAGCACCUGGAGGGGCUGGUGGUGCAGUAUGACCUGACUGUACGGGACAGCGAUGGGAGUGUGGUUCAGUUUCUGUAUGGAGAGGACGGCCUGGACAUCCCCAAAACACAGUUCUUACAGCCUCGGCAGUUCCCCUUCAUCAGGGACAACUAUGAGGUUAUCAAAAAAUCCAAGUGCUUAGAUGAGGCUUUAUCCAAGAUGGACUCCGAGGCUUCAUCCAAGCAUUUCAGAGCAAUCCAGAAGUGGAAAACCAAGCACGAGAACAGCUCUCCCCGCCAGGGAGCCUUUCUGCUCUUCUCUCAGAAGAAGCUGGCCAAGCUGCAGGCCCACUGCGAGCAGGGGUCACUGGUUAACAGCAGGACUCUCGCCACACAGCAGCUGAUAGAGAGGUGGUAUUCCCUGGACAAGGAGGGCCACAGGAAGUAUGCCAGGAAGACAGAACGCUGUCCUGAUCCUUGCCUGGCCGUGCACCGGCCGGACAUUUCCUUCGGCUCUGUGUCUGAAACCUUCGAGAGCAUCGUGGACUCCUACCUGUCUGACUACCAGGCCCAGCAGAGCAGUGCUGACUGCGAGAAGUCUCUGUCUGUGGAGAGCCUGAAGUCCUUGCUGCACUUGAAGUGGCAGCGGGCGCUUUGUGACCCUGGGGAGGCUGUGGGGCUCCUGGCGGCCCAGAGUAUCGGCGAGCCGUCCACUCAGAUGACACUCAACACCUUUCACUUUGCUGGCAGAGGAGAGAUGAACGUCACCCUUGGGAUCCCCAGGUUGCGUGAAAUCCUCAUGGUUGCCAGUUCUUCCAUCAAAACCCCAAUGAUGAGUAUCCCUGUGCUCAACACAAAGAAGGCCUUGAAGAAGGUGAAGAAGCUCAGAAAGAAGCUGACUCGUGUGUGUCUGUCAGAGGUCCUGCAAAGAGUGGAUGUGAAGGAGUCUCUAAGUGUGCAGGAGAAGCUGAAGAAAAGCCGUGUCUAUCAGGUCACCUUCCACUUCCUGCCUCCUGAGCGCUACCAGCAUGACAAGCCUCUGUCCCCGAAGCAGAUCCUGCACUUCAUGGAGACCAGAUUCUUCAGGAUACUCUUGGAAGCUAUAAGAAAACGGAGCUUGAAGCUGGCAUCUCUGAACUCUGUAAAUACAUCCAAAGCAACACAAAGGGAUCUCCAUGACUCAGAAGAACCACAAGCAGAGGAUGAUCGUGAGGGUGAGGGUGAGGAGGACGCCAGGAUUGUGGAUGCAGAGGCAGACGAGGGAGACGCAGACGCCACAGACACCAGGAGGAGACAAAAACAGGAGGAGGAGGUUGAUUAUGACAGUGAGGAAGAGGGAGACAAUGACGAAGCCAAUGAGCUGCAAGAGGAGGAGGAAGGACCUGAGGGCCGGCAGGAGAACGAGGAGGAAAUGGAAACGGGUCAGGUGCCUCCUCAAAGCACUGCUGCUCUUCCUGCUGCGAAGAGGAAGGCAGUGAAGCCCUUUGCAGACACAGAGCUGGAUGAGGUCCGGAUCAACACCGUUCUGGGAACCAGCUCCUCCAUUGAGAGCUAUAGAUAUGACACCGAGCAGGGACUGUGGUGCGAGGUUACUCUGAACCUCCCCGUUACCAAAGUGUACUUUGACCUCACCUCUCUGAUAGCAUCUCAGGCACAAAGUGCAGUGGUGCACGAGACCAAAGGCAUCACCCGCUGCCUGCUGAACGAGUCCACCAACAGCAGGGGAGAGAAGGAGCUUGUGCUCAACACGGAGGGAAUUAACCUGACCGAGGUCUGCAAGUACAGCGAUAUCCUGGAUUUGAAGAGGCUGUAUUGUAACGAUGUGCACGCCAUGGCCAACACGUACGGUAUCGAGGUGGCUCUGCGGGUCAUUGAGAAGGAGAUCAAAGACGUGUUUGCCGUCUAUGGCAUUGAGGUGGACCCUCGUCAUUUGUCUCUGGUUGCUGACUACAUGUGUUUCGAAGGUGUUUACAAGCCUCUCAAUCGUUUUGGAAUAAAGUCGAACUCUUCCCCACUGCAGCAGAUGACCUUCGAGACGAGCUUCAAAUUUCUUAAAGAUGCGACUAUGUUGGGUGCCUAUGAUGAGCUGAAGUCACCAUCAGCAUGUCUAGUGGUUGGUAAGGUAGUUAAAGGAGGAACAGGACUCUUUGACCUGAAGCAGCCACUCCAGUAGGUCUUUGUGGAAGAAACAGUGCUCUGUGGAGGGAGAGGGAAGCCUUUAUAAUUUGAACACGCAGACUGGUGUUGGCUGUGGGGGAAAGGAGCGCUGAGCUGAGCUGGAAGUCUCCAAAUGCUCCCCAGGUCGCACGGCAGAUGGCGAAACGAAACUUGAUUUCAGCACAAGACUGAAGGAAUUUGUUCCAUCAGGAUCCGACUGUUUCUCACUUUGCUGUUCUCCAGAGCUGCCUGACCCAGAAGGCCCAAAAAAGCUAUUGUGUUUAAUUUUUUUUUCUGUGUUUAAGUAAACUUAAAGUCAAAAAAGAAAAAGAAGGAAUAACACAUUUCUCUUUAUUUUUGUUUGGUAAUCUUAUUGCAGUUGUUAAGCAAGGGGAAAUCCAAAAUAAUAUGAAAAUAUUUGCCAGGUGAUAUAGGGUUCACAUCCAUUUGAUGAGACACAAGAUAUCUUGCUUGUGUUGUUCAAUGUAUUUAGUUGUAAUGAGAUUUUUUAAGUUGCACGGACAUUUUUGCUGUGUUUCCCUUUUGUUAUACUUCUCUUUUCUCAUGUUUCUGUUCUGGUACAGUAUAUGACAUACUGUGUCUAAAACAGUAUUUACUGGUAGUUGUAAUUUACCAUUCACAUCACAGACUGCAAACUUCCUCACACGUAGACUUUUCAAUAUUAGAGCUCUCCUUGUCUCACUGUUUCUAAUUUCAGAUUAAAAUAUUUUUGUUUUGAAUCUCAAGAAGUGUCCUCACCUCAGUGCUGUUAACCCUUAUACUCCUUUUUGCUUUAUGAGUGCUCAUAGUGAACCUUCUUCUUACUAAAUAGCCAGCAGCCAUAUCACCCUGCAACUCACAACUUGCAGCCCACUGAAGCUCAGCAGGUCAGUACCU
Lepisosteus oculatus (spotted gar) is the source of this 6095-nucleotide messenger RNA. It is a transcript of the gene polr1a, whose product is annotated as RNA polymerase I subunit A. Gene Ontology annotation, cellular component: RNA polymerase I complex. Gene Ontology annotation, molecular function: DNA binding. The record is from RefSeq and is a predicted model, not a curated record. NCBI's taxonomy places the organism in Eukaryota, Metazoa, Chordata, Actinopteri, Semionotiformes, Lepisosteidae. Gene Ontology annotation, biological process: DNA-templated transcription.